Molecule: messenger RNA, 789 nt
Organism: Aspergillus tanneri
Lineage: Eukaryota; Fungi; Ascomycota; Eurotiomycetes; Eurotiales; Aspergillaceae
Exons: 2
Coding region: 1-789 (262 amino acids)
Source: RefSeq, a predicted model, not a curated record
AUGGCCACCCCGGCAAAUGUGAGAACACACACUAAAAUAGCUGGCGCUCCAGACUAUGACGACCCAUCCUACUGGGAUGCUAAGUUUGCGACCGGCCAAGGUGUCGGUGAAUGGCUGAAUCCUGGCGAGAUGCUUAUCGAUGCGGCUUUGUCUGACUUGCAAGGCAGGGCAUCCUUCGCAGCCGGCGUGAUGCCACGUGUGUUGCACCUGGGACCAGGUAUUUCAAAGCUGGGAAUAAAACUUCGCGAUGCCUUCGUCAAGCAAAACUGGAUGGGAAGUGGUAUUGUGAAUGUGGACUUUUCUGCUGAAGCCGUCCGUUUGGGCCGAGAACACGAGAGCACGGAGGACCCGUCUCAUGCCAUGCAAUGGCUACAGGUGGACCUGCGAUCCUGGGAGGAUAUGACUAGUCUUUUCUCGUUUGCGCCGUUUGAUCUAAUCCUAGACAAAGGCACCAGUGAUGCUCUUGCGACAGCCGAGUCGAUUUCCUUCUCGGCUAAUUUUAGCUUGACGGGCAUUUGUCCUACAGUACUAGAAGUUAUCGACAACCAUGGGGGGUUAACAUUAUCUCCGGUAGAGCUGUUGGGGCUGUAUCUGGUCCCGUUAACAAAGCAAGGUGCUGUGUGGAUUGCACUGUCGUAUUCGACCAUGCGGUUUGACAAUCUUCCUUUUUUAGCGAGUCAUUGGGAACUUGUGUCCCGUACCCCAGUGAAGGCGCCCCAGGGAGAAAUUUCGUCUUUUGCGUAUGCUCCGGAAGUGUUUCACUGGAUUUACAUAUUACGCCGCAAGUAA